CCAACAAGUUUUACACUCCACUUUCUGCCACUUCACAGUUCACACUCCUGACUCCUCUUUCUUCACAUUUCCAUAUACUACUACACUCAUUUCUGAUCAACUGAAAUUCCAAGAUUUGCUGCUAAUUCUUGACCCUUUUGGCUCUUCUUGCAUUCAGAGAUGAGAGGAGUGGUCAGUGAAAGUUUCAGACUUUACCUUCUGGUUGUAUUUAUACUGCUUCUUUGCCUCCAAGACUCCAGUUGCAGCUCACUGGAUCAUCUAAAGGGCUCUCUAAUCAAGGAUAUAAAGGAGGAUACUCUUUUGCCAGAGACCUCACCAUCUGCUGCGCCACAACCGCUUCUUCCCCUUCUUGCACCUUCUCCAUUGGCACCUUUCACAAACAGCACUUCACCUAAAUUAUCUGGACAUUGUACGCUGAACUUUGAUGAUGUGAAGAGUAUGCUGGCCGUGACGUCAAUAGACUGUGUAGCACCAUUUGCAGAGUAUCUGGCUAAUGUCAUGUGUUGCCCUCAACUGGAAACAACUCUUGUUAUUCUUAUCGGGCGGUCUAGUAAAAACAGAAAUACGCUUGCUUUAAAUGGGACCCUCGCGAAGCAUUGCCUUUCAGAUUUUCAGCAACUCCUGGUCAGCCAGGGUGCCAAUGAUACUCUUCAGCAGAUAUGCUCUCUCCAUCCCGAAAACCUUACUGAAGGUUCUUGCCCAGUCAAAGAUGUUCAUGAGUUUGAGACGACUGUGGACUCGUCUAGCCUACUUGCUGCCUGUGGAAAGAUCGAUCUUGUGAAUGAAUGCUGUGAGCAAAUUUGCGAAAAUGCUAUAUCAGAAGCUGCAAAAAGACUUGCACUUAAAGCAUCUUAUCUUGCACUUAUGGAUGGUGUUGAUCACACAGCUAUAGUUAUUAACGACUGUAAAAGGAUUGUACAUCGAUGGCUGGGAAGUAAACUUGAACCAGCUGGAGCAAAACAUGUUCUUAGAGGACUUUCUAAUUGCAAAAACAAUAAAGUGUGCCCUCUGGUUUUUCCUAACAUGAAAAACAUUACAAAGGCUUGCGGAGAUGGGAUGAAUAACCAAACAACAUGCUGUAAUACUGUUGACGGGUAUGUGUCUCACUUACAAAGGCAGAGCUUUGUCACCAACUUGCAAGCUUUGGAUUGUGCUGCCUCGCUUGGACUGAAGCUACAGAAUGCCAAUGUUAGCAAAAAUAUUUACAAUCUCUGUCGCAUUAGCCUCAAGGAUUUUUCUGUGCAAGUUACACCAGAAGUUUCGGGGUGUCUUUUGCCUAGUUUACCAUCAGAUGCAAUACUGGACAAAACUACGGGGAUCAGCUUUGUAUGCGACUUAAAUGACAACAUUCCGGCUCCUUGGCCAUCUAUGUCUAAGUUACCAGCUUCAUCAUGCAAUAAGCCUGUGAGAAUUCCUGCACUUCCUGCUGUAGCAUCGGGGCAAAUCAGUAAAGGAUUAAAUAUAUGGUCACACCUGCUGCUGUCGACCUCGAUAAUACUAGAAAUGUGCUGUAUAUAUAAUGCUGCCAUUCUUGGUUACUAGCAAUAUUUUGUGGAUACGACGAGCGUAUAUCUUGACCAGAAAGGAAAAUGUCUGAAAGUUACACUUCUCUGAAGGUUUCUGAGUGACAUCAAAACUGAAAAAUGUACAAAUGCAGGAAAAUCAUGCACCUGAGUGAAAAAUAUACUCGGAUGAUUACAAAAUCAAUUUUGUGACAAAAAAUUUACUUUGUUCUUGCAUGUUUCGGUAAUAAAAAAGUUAUUGUAAAUACUUACACAGUAGGUAGAUUUUCAUGUAAAUAUUUGCAGUUGACAAAAACUUUGCCUUUGUAUAAUUUGAAGUCCUGAUGAAGCAUUCUUAACCAUUGCACAUUAGGUAGGUUUCUAUGAGUUA
Molecule: messenger RNA, 1893 nt
Organism: Lycium ferocissimum
Lineage: Eukaryota; Viridiplantae; Streptophyta; Magnoliopsida; Solanales; Solanaceae
Exons: 9
Coding region: 160-1542 (460 amino acids)
Cellular component (GO): plasma membrane
Source: RefSeq, a predicted model, not a curated record